Messenger RNA from Punica granatum (pomegranate), 1644 nucleotides. The record is from RefSeq and is a predicted model, not a curated record. Lineage: Eukaryota; Viridiplantae; Streptophyta; Magnoliopsida; Myrtales; Lythraceae.
UGCUGCUUCCUCAAAUUCCUUUCUCGUCAUCUCAUUUCCCAUAUCAUCAAUUGCAAUCCUAUUCCUCUCUCUAUUCUAUUCUCGGCCAAUUCUCUCUCUCCCUCCCUCUCUCUCUCUCUCUCUCUAAAAUGGCGAACACGAACCGUCCACCGCCAUUUUUGAUCAACUCCGAGGACCCAAACUACUACCAGCCGCAGGUCACACUUCCGUCUUCGUCGUCUUCGUCUUCUUCUUCAUCAUCUUCAUCGUCGUUAGCUAAUCUGAGCCCCAGCAUUAUCAUCACCCUCCUCAUACUCUCCGUCACCAUCAUCCUCACCGCCUGCCUCUUCCUCUUCUUCCGCCACCUCCACCGUCUCCCUAUCCCGUGCCUCAUCCGUCCCCACCACCUCUCCACCUCCUCCGCUCCCCCCUCCGCCGCCCCCUCCCUCCGCCACCCUCCACCUCCUCACAGUCGCACUAACGGUGACAGCUCCUCCUCCCUCCUCGACUCCCUCCCUCUCUUCUCCUUCUCCUCUGUCGUCCGCCGCUCAUCCACCGCCGCCGACGGCGACUGCGCCGUCUGCCUCUCCAAGUUCAAGCCGCCCGAUCAGCUCCGGCUACUCCCCCUCUGCUGCCACGCAUUCCACGCCGACUGCGUCGAUACAUGGCUUCGCUCCAAUCAGACGUGCCCUCUCUGCCGCUCCAACAUCCACGCCUCCGAUUCCGACAUCGCCGCUCUGCUUCAGCCCAAUGCGGCCGGAAGCGGCAGCUUCCGCCUCGAGAUUGGCUCGGUCAGCCGCCGCCACUCCACUUCCGACACUGGAGACGCGCGGAUUUCCUACUCCAUCGGCUCGUUCGACUACAUUGUCGACGACGAUUCUGAGGUCGCCAACGCCGUGGUCGGAAACCACCGGAGGAGCGUCUCGGAUAAGGAGGAGCCUGCGCCUCAGAUGGCCGUGGACCCGAGCCUCGCCUCUGAAGUCGCCGCGGGGAGGAGCUGGCUUGGGGACUACAUGGAUCGCCUAUCUGCAACGCUCUCCUCGCGAACUCUGUCGCUCCGAAGCUCCAGGAGGUUUUUCACCGGAAGCAGCCGCCGGAGCGAGGUGGCCGGCGUCGGAGAGUGGGACUUGGAGGCGAGCCGUGUCGGAGAAGAAAUCAGCGAGCUCUUUCGGUGGGCCUCAGGGGUAUAAUCGGUAAAUAAUCCAAUUUUUUUAACGCUUUUCCACUCUGUGUCUUGCUAAUUCCACUCUGCGGAAGGAUGUUGGAGUGGACAUAGCAAUUUUUGGAGUGACGGAUCACGUGAGUUUCGUGAAGUUGAGGAAUCACUCUCUUUUCUUUUCUUUCUCCCGGUCAUUUGCUCUUUUUGGCUAAAUGGUUCUUAGCGAGAUUCUCUCUCUAUUGAGGACGCGACGCCGACGGGCGAGAUUCUGUUCUGUAAAGAUAUGAACGGUCACGAUUCAAAGUAGAUAUAUUAUAGAACAAAAGUGGGGACUUACGUAUUUUUCACAUAUAUAUAAUGACGAUAUAGUAAAUAAUUUUACGAUAUGUCAUUUUGUUUCGUCUUUGGGUAGAAUACCCUACGGAUAUUUUUGCUAUUGGGAGUGAAAACUGUUGUUGUUAUUGAUAUUAGCAUUGGUUUGGUAUUCUUGAUGCUUAAGGAUAUGA